AAUAUUUUCUCAAAUCUCAAAUUUCCAUCUUUAGUGAACGAAGAAAGAAAGAUCGAUCGAAAUGGGUGCUCUGAAUCAUAUCUCUGAAAUCUUUGAUUUCUCUCACAAGAGUAGUAAUAGCAAGAAGCUCAAGAAUAACAAGCAAUUGCAGACGGUGGAGAUAAAGGUGAGGAUAGACUGUGAAGGGUGUGAGAGGAGAGUGAAGAAAUCAGUGAAAAUGAUGAAAGGAGUGACGCAAGUGGAUGUGGAUCCCAAGAAGAACAAGCUGACGGUGAUUGGGUACGUGGAUCCAAAGAAGGUAUUGCAUCGGGUACAGCAUCAGACGGGAAAGAAGGUGGAGUUCUGGCCUUACGUUCCAUACGAAAUGGUAGCCCUAUCAGGGUCGGGGAAAAUACCUCCUAAGAAUGAGAUGCACAUCUUUUUCUUUUUUGAGAGGAUUUCCUUCAUUGUCAAUGUGGGAAGGAAUCUACUUGAAAAAAUAUCAUUCAUAUGGGGGCCAUUCAAAGUUGAAGAGAAAAAACUAUGUGAGAAGUAA
Telopea speciosissima is the source of this 535-nucleotide messenger RNA. RefSeq names its product heavy metal-associated isoprenylated plant protein 26-like. Gene Ontology annotation, molecular function: metal ion binding. The record is from RefSeq and is a predicted model, not a curated record. Lineage: Eukaryota; Viridiplantae; Streptophyta; Magnoliopsida; Proteales; Proteaceae. The coding region runs from base 62 to 535 and encodes 157 amino acids. The transcript has 3 exons.